This is a messenger RNA of Perca fluviatilis (European perch), 1738 nucleotides long. RefSeq names its product arginine vasopressin receptor 2, like (gene avpr2l). The record is from RefSeq and is a predicted model, not a curated record. The transcript has 2 exons. Gene Ontology annotation, molecular function: peptide binding; vasopressin receptor activity. NCBI's taxonomy places the organism in Eukaryota, Metazoa, Chordata, Actinopteri, Perciformes, Percidae. Bases 487 to 1392 code for a protein of 301 amino acids. Gene Ontology annotation, cellular component: membrane. Gene Ontology annotation, biological process: positive regulation of vasoconstriction; G protein-coupled receptor signaling pathway; regulation of systemic arterial blood pressure by vasopressin.
AUGAGUAAUACCUUUUGAUUAUCAUUCUCUGGAUCUGAAAAACUUUGAAGUGUAAUCUAUAACAGAUGCUUCAGCACUUGUUCAGGAGGCAUUAGAAAACACCUUUUGAAGAUGAGUUAGAUAUUAAUAAUGAUAAGUUCAGGAGGGAAUGUAUUUGUAUUUCACAGUACAUUUUGAGAUUAUGAGUUUGACGAUAACAAAAUACACGUGGGAGUGUCUUAUAAUAUGUUUGUCAAUGUCAGGCUUAUGACAUGCACCUACAAACAGUCGUCACUGAGUAGGCUGACCCCCCUCACCCCUCCAAGUCGAUGGCUUUCCCAUCUCACAGCCACCACAGUCACUUGCUAUACACGCGCGCAAAGGAGGAAAAUGUCGAAAUGCCUGCAGUGCGUCAACACUGCAAUAAUCCAAUAAUCCAACCCCUGGAUAAUGUACGGAAACGUUAAUUGAAACCACAAUUUACAAACGGGAAACAUCAGAAACUGAAUGGGUUCCGACAGCAACAACAUCUCAGAAACGGCAACUGAUGAGGAUGGAGAAGUGUAUGGACGUUUUGCGCUCAUCAGAGCUGGAAUUUUGGGUUUGGUUUUUGUGCUUGCAACAUGUGGCAAUCUUUUCUUCUUGGACACACUUUGGAAGAAGCGAAAAAGAAACACGAAAACCCAGCUGUUCCUCUUGCAUCUGUGCUUGGCAGAUCUGGUGGUCGCUUUUUUCCAAGUCCUACCGCAGUUUCUCAUGGAAAUUACGCACAGGUUCCGAGGCACGGACUUCCUGUGCCGGUCCGUAAAAUACUUGCAGGUGGUGGGGAUGUUUGCCUCCACGUACAUGAUAGUGGCUAUGACCAUAGACCGGUAUCAUGCGGUUUGUCAGCCAAUGGUUUCCUUCUUGAAGGGCUCGUUUAGGAGAUACCUCUCUAUAGGCACAGCGUGGCUGAUCUCUCUCGCCUUCAGCUCUCCUCAGAUCUCCAUCUUCUCUCUCCUGGAGGUGGAGGAGAACCAGUACGACUGCUGGGCUACAUUCAUUGAACCGUGGGGGAGCAGGGUUUACAUCACCUGGAUCACCCUGUCAGUGUUUGCCCUGCCUGCGGUCAUUGUGCUCUAUUGCCAAAUGAGAAUAUGCACAACAAUCUACUUCAACAUGAAGAGAAAGGCGCUGCAGACAGGGCGCGCGGGCACGAAAGGUGUGUCCAACGCGAUGCUUAAGACUGUGAAAAUGACUUUUGUUAUUAUAAUGACAUACACAGUGUGUUGGAGCCCGUUCUUUGUUGUCCAGUUAUGGUCUGUAUGGAGCCCCAGCAGUGCGCCUACUAAAGGUCCAGUGUUUGCCAUCAUCAUGUUGUUGGCUAGCCUCAACAGCUGCACCAACCCUUGGAUAUAUCUCUAUUAUAGCUAACUGUCAGUCAAGAUACAAUCCAGGGCCUGGCGAAGUCCAGAUUAAUUGCAUCAUGGAUCAUGUGUUUAAAUCUAUGUAGUUGUUGUGUAUGAAUCUAAUAACUGGAUUAGUGUCAGGAUCGUUGUACAUGAGUAUUAGCUUGAAAUUCUGUUGGCAUCUUACAGCAAUGUUUCAGUGUUGUGACAAAUAAAGCACCCAUCAUGCAUUAAUGAAAAACACAUAUUUUAUGUUUUAGCGAAAAGGUUUGAAUCAAUGAAACAAGCUAAUGCAUAUUAAAUAUUGCAGCAUCUUUUCCACCGGUAACAACACCUUCACAGAGCACAAUACCUUCUUUCAUUCAGUGCUG